AUGGGUGGUUGGCUCGCUACUAUAGACCAGGAGUCCACAUUCGACGGGAUACGAAACGCCGUUAUUGAUGAAGGAAUGGACAAUGAAGACUGUCACAAUUAUGGCUUCUGGAUUGGCUAUUAUGACGCUACCCCUGACGGUGAUGGUCACACAGCUUUGGACUUUGAGUGGUUUCAUGAUAUGUGUACUGACUGGACAGAGGGUCAAAACUGUGUCCAGAUGUGGUUCAGAAAGCAAGGCAGAUUUGACGACCAAUACUGCACAAAAUUAAAGGGAUAUGUUUGUUAA
This is a messenger RNA of Saccoglossus kowalevskii, 288 nucleotides long. RefSeq lists its product as uncharacterized. Lineage: Eukaryota; Metazoa; Hemichordata; Enteropneusta; Harrimaniidae. The record is from RefSeq and is a predicted model, not a curated record.